UUUCACCGGUAAAUUGAAACGAUUCAUUAUCUCCGGCGGCAAGUUUUGUGGUACGUGGAGAUCAAUUUCGAAUAAAAUGUUCAUAGAUUUUCUCUAAUCAUCUUCUAGUUCAAGUAAUUUUAUAUUUAGUUUGAUUAUUUUCUGAUUCCUCGUUGCCGUUCUUACGAACAGCAACAUAUUCUUCCAUAAUCAUGAAACCGAGUUAUAGAUUCUUCAUUCAUAGACGUAACUCUCCGUUUUCUAGAUUUUCAUUUCCGAAAUUUCAUCCUUCUUUAUCUAAUGAAGCUUCAACAUCAUCAAAUUUGAAGAACUUCGAUUCUCCUCGGUUGUUUGGGAUUAGAUGUCUAUUUAAUCGCACCUGUAAAUCAUUAUGCUGUCCUGAUUCGAAUUGCCGCCAACCAAGUAGUGGUGGUAGAAUCGGACUUGUUGAAUCUGAUAUUAGGUAUUUUUCAACAACGAAUGAUGAUAGUUUGGAGAAACCAUUAGCUUCGGAAAGAAUCGAAAAUGUCGAUGAAGAGCGUCGUCACAAAGUUAUGGCGGCAUUGAAGGAAGAAAAGGAAGAAUCUAUAAUUGAGAAGGAGGCGUGGAACUUGUUGAAGAAUUCUGUUGUGACUUAUUGUGGUAGCCCUGUUGGAACAGUUGCAGCAAAUGAUCCAUCUGAUAGCAAUGCGCUUAAUUAUGAUCAGGUUUUCAUUCGCGACUUUGUUCCGUCUGCUCUUGCGUUCUUACUCAAGGGAGAGACAGAGAUUGUGAGGAAUUUCCUCCUCCAUACAUUGCAAUUGCAGAGUUGGGAGAAAACGGUUGACUGUUACAGCCCAGGACAGGGUUUGAUGCCAGCAAGUUUUAAGGUUAGGACUGUUCCUCUUGAUGAAAACAAAUUUGAAGAAGUAUUAGACCCUGACUUUGGUGAAUCAGCCAUUGGCCGCGUUGCACCUGUAGACUCGGGGUUGUGGUGGAUCAUCAUAUUGAGAGCAUAUGUAAAGAUAACUGGUGAUUAUGCUCUACAAGAAAGAGUUGAUGUUCAGACGGGCAUAAAACUAGUAAUGAAUUUAUGUCUGUCUGAUGGUUUUGAUAUGUUUCCUUCUCUGUUAGUCACUGAUGGCUCAUGCAUGAUAGACCGAAGAAUGGGUAUACAUGGUCACCCUCUCGAGAUACAAGCCUUGUUUUAUUCUGCUCUUCGAUGUUCUAGGGAGAUGCUUUCUGUAGACGAUGGAUCAAAGAAUUUAGUAAGAGCAGUGAAUGAUAGACUUAGUGCAUUGUCUUUUCAUGUAAGGGAAUACUAUUGGGUUGAUAUGAAAAAGAUCAAUGAGAUCUAUAGAUACAAAACAGAGGAAUAUUCUGUAGAUGCAAUCAACAAAUUCAAUAUUUACCCAGAACAGAUUCCUCAUUGGUUAAUGGAUUGGAUUCCAGAAAAGGGUGGUUAUUUGAUUGGUAACCUACAGCCAGCUCACAUGGAUUUUAGGUUCUUUACUUUAGGAAAUCUUUGGUCCAUUAUUUCUUCCCUAGGCACUCCACGACAAAACGAGGCGAUUCUGAAUCUUAUUGAUGAGAAAUGGGAUGAUCUUGUUGGGCGUGUUCCUAUCAAAAUAUGUUACCCUGCUUUGGAAUAUGAAGAGUGGCGCAUAACAACUGGUAGCGAUCCAAAGAAUACCCCUUGGUCAUACCAUAAUGGUGGAUCUUGGCCAACCCUUUUGUGGCAGUUAACACUAGCAUGCAUUAAGAUGGGGAAAUCAGAGGUAGCAUGGAAAGCAAUUAAUUUAUGUGAAAAGAGGCUUCAAAUGGAUAGAUGGCCUGAAUAUUACGAUACCAGGAAUGGAAAUUUUGUAGGGAAACAAUCGCGACUCAACCAAACAUGGACAAUAGCAGGAUUUCUAACGUCGAAAAUGCUGUUGAAAAAUCCAGAGUUGGCUUCUUUAUUGUUUUGGGAAGAAGAUUCUGAACUUCUCGAGAGCUGUCUCUGUUCUUUUAGCAAAUCUAACCGUAAGAGAUGUUCACGCGGUGCUGCAAAAUCUCAUAUUCUCGUAUGAACUCGAAAGAAUAACCAUUGUCUUUUGUAAAUUUGGUGUAAAGUAUAUAAAUAUAGGCAUUGAUCAUAGGGUAAAAUAUAUGGCCCUUAUAAUUUAGGGAGUUUGAUAAGUGUAUAUAGUGAGGAGUUAGCUCACUAGUUUGUUUUCUGAAAUUCUUUUGACUAAGUGUAUAUAUAUAAUAAUAAAUAGUUAAUUGAUUAUAAAAGAAGAUUAUUACAUUGA
This is a messenger RNA of Impatiens glandulifera, 2249 nucleotides long. RefSeq names its product alkaline/neutral invertase A, mitochondrial-like. Gene Ontology annotation, molecular function: endo-alpha-N-acetylgalactosaminidase activity; sucrose alpha-glucosidase activity. The coding region runs from base 192 to 2027 and encodes 611 amino acids. The transcript is spliced from 6 exons. Gene Ontology annotation, cellular component: mitochondrion. The record is from RefSeq and is a predicted model, not a curated record. Lineage: Eukaryota; Viridiplantae; Streptophyta; Magnoliopsida; Ericales; Balsaminaceae. Gene Ontology annotation, biological process: sucrose catabolic process.